AUGAUCCGAGAAUGUCAAUCAUCUCAUAUAUUGUCUAAGAACGUCAAUCACAUAUUGUUUUCAAAAUCGAGUGGUCGAGUGAUCUGUCGUAUAUCGCUAUCAUCACAGAUCAAACAGAGUGCCACUAUGUCAUACGUUAACGAUGAAAUUUUCAAGGAGGACCGUGAGGAGAUCGAACCGGAUGUGAAAACCAAUGAAAAGAAGAGUAGUGAUAAUAAUAAAAAUAAUAACAAGAAUAAGAAAGACGGCGACAUAUCCACAUCAGUAACACCAGAAUUUCUCAGCAACAAAUCAUACGAAAGCGUUGAAGAGGCUCUGGAAAUGUUCAAAAACGACGCACUCAUUUCGAAACCUGGCACUGAGUUCAACUAUAGCACUCAUGGAUAUACUCUGCUGAGUGCCGUUCUUGAGAAAGCCGCUAAAACGCCGUUCAAAGAACAAGCCAAACAGCUGUUCAAUGAACUCGGUAUGAAUCAUACAGUAGUGGAUCAAAACGAACAAAUCAUGCCGAACAGAGCAAGGUACUACUAUCGAGAUCGACAUCAUAAACUGAAAAAUGUUCCCGAAGUGGAUAACUCGUACAAGUGGGCUGGUGGAGGAUUCCUGUCGAAUGUCAAUGAUCUGUUGAUAUUCGCAAAUGCCAUGCUGUAUAGCUUCCAUCAUUCAAGGAAUGAAUCACAAGUGAGCGAUGAUCAAUCGCUACGACCACUGUUGGAGAGAGACGCUUUGAAAACGUUUUGGGAGGGCGAAGUGGACGGUAAACACGGGUUUCGGUACGGUUUAGGCUGGUAUAAGAAACCGAAAACGGUCGAGUACGGCGGUGGAAACGGAUGCACGAGAAAUGGCUUCUGGAUGCACACCGGUGCGGCGGUCGGUGCAAGUUCUGUGCUGGUGGUGAAACCGAAUUUUAACGGUUCAAAUACAGAUGGUGUCUGUGUUGCGGUCUUAGUGAACUUACACGACUGUAAAAAUGUCACCCAUUUAGCGUUAGAACUCGCUGAAAUUUUCGAGAAACACUGA
Messenger RNA from Anisakis simplex (herring worm), 1020 nucleotides. NCBI's taxonomy places the organism in Eukaryota, Metazoa, Nematoda, Chromadorea, Rhabditida, Anisakidae. The record is from the annotation of a GenBank genome assembly.